Molecule: messenger RNA, 3414 nt
Organism: Anoplophora glabripennis (Asian longhorned beetle)
Lineage: Eukaryota; Metazoa; Arthropoda; Insecta; Coleoptera; Cerambycidae
Gene: Herc4
Product: probable E3 ubiquitin-protein ligase HERC4
Exons: 15
Coding region: 168-3320 (1050 amino acids)
Biological process (GO): protein ubiquitination; ubiquitin-dependent protein catabolic process
Molecular function (GO): ubiquitin protein ligase activity
Source: RefSeq, a predicted model, not a curated record
CCAUUACAUAGUGUCAUAUUUUUCUAAUGCCUUGUCAUUUUUUAAUCUAAUUUACGUAUAUACAAAAUCAUAAGUGACCGUCUAUAAUGAACUAACACACACUAAAUAGUUGUAUCAGUACGAGCAAUGAAACUUGUUUAUUUCUUGAAUAGAUAACAAACAGAACAAUGUUUGCGUGGGGAAGUACAAUACACGGAGAAUUGGGAUUGGGUGGCAUCGAAGAUGAACAUAUUCUAACCCCGAGGGCCUUGGACUGGUACCUAGCCAAUACUGUGAUCUAUGCAGCACUAGGAGAGAAUCAUACACUAUUUUUGACGAAGGAAGGAAAAGUAUAUUCGUGUGGUAGCAAUGACUAUGGUCAGCUGGGUCACGACCAGCCUAGAAAAAGGCCACGUAUGUCUCUCUUUAAACCCGUCACUGGGCUAGAUGCCCACGUUAUUACCCACGUAGCAUGCGGUUCCAUGCAUUCAAUGGCAUUGAACCAGUGGGGCCAAGUGUACUCUUGGGGCUCCGAUUACCACGGCCAGUUGGGGCUUGAUAUCGGAGAAAACAUUCAAGCCACACCGAAAUUCGUUCGUGCCUUAGGAACUUAUCACAUUCUGCAGAUAUGCUGUGGACAGAGACAUUCGUUGGCCCUGGCAAAUAGUGGGGAGAUAUUGGCGUGGGGUGCAAACAAUUUUGGUCAACUCGGCCUGGGCAACCUCUCGUCCAGCGAGGUGAAGCCGAAAGUUAUACAUUCUCUCACGGGCAUUCCUGUAGCAUUUAUCGCUUGCGGCGCAAACCAUAGCUUUGCGAUAUCGAAAUCUGGUGCUGUAUACGGAUGGGGAAAGAACACCCGUGGUCAGCUAGGCUUAAACGAUACCAACAAUAAGAUGUUCCCGACGCAGUUACGUACCUUGAGGAACAUCAGGGUAAGGUAUAUUGCCUGCGGGGAGGAGUUUUCUACGUUUCUGACCAUGGACGGGGGUGUGUUCACUUGCGGUGCGGGUAUGUUUGGGCAGUUGGGUCACGGUUCAAAUACCAACGAGAUAUUACCGAGACAGGUGGUGGAAUUAAUGGGUUCGACGAUAACCCAAAUCGCUAGCGGCAGACAGCAUUCCUUAGCUUUAGUGCCAUCUAGGGGUAGAGUGUACAGUUUUGGUAUCGGCGGUUCUGGACAGCUGGGGCUUCGGAAACCCACCAGCUCGAUGACACCGCAGGUGGUGCUGGGGCCGUGGGUGUCGCCUAGCGGUAUUUCGCUCGUUCCUACUCCCGGAAAUAACCAGAAUUUUGUCAUUCACAGAAUAUUUUCAGGUGGGGAUCACUGUUUCGUAUCUGUGGUAAAACAAAACAGCGACAUACCCCCGUACGAUUGCAGGGAGUACAACCCCCAAACGCAAAUUUUGCACCUCACUCAGGAUUACGUGAAGAACUUGUUGAGGACACCGGGUAAUGUUCAAGUCGAACAGGAAGUCCUCUCGUUUCUAGAGACUGUAUUUAAGAGUUUAUCUUGCCUUAACGGGUCGUUCUUGUUGAACGACGAGAAACACUACUACUGCAGCAGCAGGCACCACGGAGUGAAUUUAGAGGAGGCCGAGGGGACGUUUUCCUUGAUAGGGAAGAUCGAAAACAACAGCAUAAAAGACUUGAUUUGGAACUGUAUCACGGAAAACAUUGUAUCUCAACUGAGCCCGUCGCCACCUGACGUCGAAGCGCUUCGAAUCUACCUCACUUUGCCUUUGUACCACGAAUUCAACAACCCGAAGCAGCACUUAAGGCUGCAGAAGCCCUUCGUGAAGGCUCUGCUAGGCUUGAAACAGCCCGCCAAUAAAGUGGUAGGCAGCUGGUACAGUAUGACGAGCUGUGAUUACUUCGAACGCUUGAUUAAUGUGUUUAAGAGCGUCGCGGUGUACAUUUUGUCAAACCAGAAAAUUCCACAGGGGCAGACGGCCUUCUAUGAUCCUAGUCUAGUGGCAAUGUUAGAUAUUUUAGCGUAUUUGAACAAAUUGAAUCACAGCGUAGACGGUCUUAGGGUACCUUAUGAUACUUUCCAUAUAAUAGAAUUAUCCGAAUUUAUGGAUGUGAGGGUCGAUUAUGUUUACUGGCUCUCGGAUCCUGGAACAGGAAAACUAUUUUUAUGUAACUACCCGUUCGUAUUUGACGCUCACGCUAAGCUGCAGCUGUUAGAAACAGACCAGUCGAUUCAAAUGCAAAAAGCCAUGAGCGACGCUGCGCAGCAGGCAUUCCUGUCAAUGCUGAUCUCGCCCCAGGGCAUGCACGCCAUUAACCAGUUCCUGGUGCUGAACGUGACCAGGGAUCAUAUCGUAGACGAUGCACUUAGGGAACUUAGUCACGUCAACCCCUCCGAUCUCAAAAAACCUCUAAAGGUUAAAUUCUGCGGCGAGGAAGCGGAAGAUGCCGGCGGAGUGACGAAAGAAUUCUUCCUGUUGCUCCUCCGGGAAAUCUUAGAUCCGAAAUACGGCAUGUUCAAGGAAUACGAGGAGACUAGAACGAUUUGGUUCGCGGAGAAUUCUUUCGAGGAUAACGACGUUUAUUUCCUCAUAGGCAUGAUUCUGGGCUUGGCAAUAUACAACUUCACCAUAAUCGACAUACCGUUCCCUCUGGCGCUGUACAAGAAACUCCUCAGCGAACCGAUAGGCCUGUCCGACUUAAAAGGGCUCUCCCCCAUGAUGGCCAACUCCCUACAAAGCUUAUUGGACUACGAAGGGAACGACAUGCAAGACGUUUUCAGCCUGUCGUUUGACAUAUCUCGCGACAUGUUUGGGGAGGCCGUGACCAUUCCUCUGAAGCCCAACGGAUCGAAUGUACCCGUCACGCAAGAAAACAAGCAGGAAUACGUCAACCUCUACAUUAACUACAUCUUCAACGAGUCCGUCAAGCACCAAUACGAGGCCUUCCACAAGGGCUUCAUGAAGGUCUGCGGCGGCAGAGUGCUGCAGCUCUUCCACUCGCACGAAUUGAUGGCCGUGGUGAUCGGCAACGAGAACUACGACUGGCACGCCCUCGAGGAGGCUGCGGAGUACAAGAACGGCUACAAAUCUUCGGACCAGACGAUCAGGUGGUUCUGGGAGGUGUUGCACGAGAUGUCGUUGACGGACAAAAAGAAAUUUCUGGUGUACCUGACGGGCAGCUACAGGAUACCCAUUCAGGGAAUGAAGGCGAUUAAGAUCGUCGUACAGCCCACGAAUGACGAUAAGUUCUUGCCGGUGGCCCACACGUGUUUUAACUUGCUGGACUUGCCCAGAUAUAAGACGAAGGAGCGUUUAAGGUACAAAUUAAUGCAGGCUAUCCAACAGACCGAAGGAUUCUCUUUGGUGUGAUCGGUUGUCGUAAUAUUUCUUUAUUUGACCAGUAUGUAUAUUUUGCAUUGUAUUUAUUUGGAUUGUUAUCUUGCUAAUAUAUUUUUGAGAAGAA